Messenger RNA from Salvia miltiorrhiza (redroot sage), 633 nucleotides. RefSeq names its product proline-rich receptor-like protein kinase PERK2. The coding region runs from base 1 to 633 and encodes 210 amino acids. The transcript has a single exon. Lineage: Eukaryota; Viridiplantae; Streptophyta; Magnoliopsida; Lamiales; Lamiaceae. The record is from RefSeq and is a predicted model, not a curated record.
AUGAUGGAAAAGACUAUAGAGAAGGGUGUUGAGUCUGUUGACUCGAGCUUGACAACAUUUGAGCGAAUAAUGGAGAAACUCAAUCGCAUUGAGGAGUUGCUGGCUAUUCAAUCAAGAAAAAUGAAGCCCUCUCCCAUUCCAUGUAGCCAAUAUAGUGUCAAAUCAGUCACGCUGCAUCCACCUCCUGUUUCUGUGAUGACUCCACCGCCUCCACAUCCUGUUUCCAUAAUGACUCCCCCACCUCCACCUCCUGUUUCAGCGACAAGUCUGCCGCCUCAGCCUCCUGUUUCCCUGACGCCGCCUCCGCCUAUGCCUCUUGUUUCCAUGGAGACGCCUACUUCUGUUAUAGAGACAGUGGUCGUGGCCCCUUCAAACAUACUUGUUGCGUCACUCCCUACAAGAACUUCAUCUCUUUCAAGGGUUGCUCCCCUGUCUACAAGGGUUGAUCCCCUCUCUACAAAGACUCUUGCGCUAACAAGGAUUUAUGCCAGCUUGGCUCAUCGAGAUUGGAAGGAAUUGAGUCAAUUGACUAAGGAGUUUCUCACUACGAUAAACUUAGGCAGAAUAUAUAAAGCCUCUCCAGGGAUCACGGUGCAGCAAGGGGAAUAUGAAUAUCCUAAUCAAAUAGCUUGA